Venustampulla echinocandica is the source of this 1722-nucleotide messenger RNA. RefSeq lists its product as uncharacterized. Bases 1 to 1722 code for a protein of 573 amino acids. The transcript is spliced from 3 exons. The record is from RefSeq and is a predicted model, not a curated record. Lineage: Eukaryota; Fungi; Ascomycota; Leotiomycetes; Helotiales; Pleuroascaceae.
AUGGCCGAGCCAGAGAGUAAGCCAGAGCAUAAAGCUACUGGCGAUGACCAUAUUUCCAAGUUAGCCUUCACGGCGGUGGCCGCGCCCAACCCCUCUUCCGACUCAACCUCUUCGCGGGCGCACCGACAGCCACACGAGAUACCCGACCUCGACCACUAUGUUCCCAAAGGCCCCCCAGCGACGAAGAAGGAGGUUUGGUCAUACUAUGCCUACUAUGCGGGGAACAACGGGAUUGGCUCCUUCCAAUACUCGAAUCUUCUUUUCCAGAACUUGAUAUACCAAGCCGCAUUCGACCCUACUGUUCUGCCAUUCGGAAGCGCGGCCUGCGAUCCUGAUCCGACGCGUCCAUGCCACGUCUACUGGGGAGGUGGGGGAAAGACCAAAGCCUACACGUCGGUCAUCCUGAUCGGGACGGGCUUGACGUUCCUGGCCCAAGUCCUCGUCUUCAUCGGAGUGGGGAGUCUGGCAGAUUUUGGGAAUUGGAACCCAUGGGUUGUCAGAAUUUUCUCGGUGCUCUCUUGGGGGUUGGAAUUUGGCUUCCUAGGUGUCCAUACGCCGUCAAAAUGGAGGAUUGCCAUGGCAUUGUAUAUCCUGAGUAGUGUCACAUUCUGGGCGUCGUACGUGUUCUUCAACGCCAUCUUUCCGAAAAUUGCCCACGAUCUUCCCGAGGCUAGAGCUGCAAGAGAGGAGUUAUUAAAUGGUACGAUCAACGAAGAAGAAUACGAAUACAAAUGCUCCAUGGCGCGAUCCAAGAUAAUGAAUAUGAGUUAUGGAUUCAAUAAUAUCGGGUUCACGGCAUCCGCAGCCCUUUCCCUCGCUGCUCUGUAUGGUCUUCAUGCGGAUGACUCCAUUGACGCGAACAACUGGGGUUAUUCAGUCGCGGUAGCUGUCACCACGGGGUUCUGGAUAAUAUUGGCCAUUCCCUGGUUCCUCUGGGAGAAGAAGCGACCUGGACCACCGCUGCCAAAGGGCGACAACUAUCUUACCUUCGGUGCUAAGCAGACUUGGUUCGCCGCCAAGCAAGCGUGGACCUUGAAGCAGACCUUCCUCUACCUGAUUGCCUACUUCUUGCUUGCGGACGGCAUUGGAACGACAUGGUCCCUCAUCGCGAUCGCUCAAACCCAAGCUGUCUCGUUCUCGGCCACCCAGAAUACGCAUCUGAUCCUGGUUCAAGGCGUAUCUGCCGCCGUAGGCGUGUUCGGUGCCUACUACAUUCAAAGCUUAUUUAAAAUCCGGACGAAGACGAUGCUCCAGUGCACCAACUUCGGCUGCGUACUUGUUGCCCUGUGGGGCAUGAUCGGUAUCUGGACCAAUAAAGUCGGGUAUCACAACCUGUGGGAAUUCUGGCUCUUCAAUGCCCAGUUUGGGUUCACAUACGGCGCACAAUUCUCAUACGGCCAGGCGUUUAUGGCCGAGUUGGUCCCACGCGGGCGCGAGUACAUGUUUUUCAGUCUACUCGGCAUCGUGUCGAAGGGCUCCGCUUGGAUUGGCCCCAUUGUAUGCAGUGCCAUUGUGGAUCUCAACGGCAAUCAAUGGACAGCCUUCCCCUUCACAGCUGCGCUCACCUUGGUGCCGUUCAUCGGCAUCUUCUUCAUCAGCGAGACCAAGAGCCGGGUUGAAUGCGCUGCAUAUCUCGCGCGCGAGGCAUCGGACUUGAGGAAGAUCAAUGUCGCGGAACAUACCGACCAUACUGAAUCUGACGAGAAGACUGGAUCUUUGUAA